GCGGCGGCGUGUGAUAUCCUUCCGCUGUUGCGUGAAGCGGCUCCUUCCUUUCCAACAGCAGCCUGAGAGCGAGCGAAAACUGCUGCUCUGACAAAAUAAAUAAAUAUAUCUGUUGAAGAAUUAAAAAAUACGAAUAUAUACAAGGUACACACACGCUGGGGGAAACCUUGGGAGGAUUGUAUCGCUCCAUUUUCUUGUGUGUCCCUUUUUAAUGGCUUAUUGAUUGAAUAAGCAACGAAAAGAUAAUCCGGGUUGUGUCAGGCUAGGCGGAUCCGCUCGGGCAGAAUGGAGCUCAUCACAAUCCUCGAGAAAACCGUCUCUCCAGACCGCAAUGAACUGGAAGCAGCGCAGAAAUUUUUGGAGCGGGCAGCAAUUGAGAACUUGCCCACCUUCCUUGUGGAACUCUCAAAAGUGCUUGCAAACCCAGGAAACAGCCAGGUUGCCCGCGUCGCCUCUGGCCUACAGGUCAAGAACUCGCUGACUUCCAAGGACCCUGAUGUGAAAACGCAGUACCAGCAGAGAUGGCUCGCCAUCGACGCCAACGCAAGAAGGGAAGUCAAGAACUAUGUGCUGCAAACCUUGGGCACAGAAACGUACAGGCCCAGUUCAGCCUCCCAGUGCGUGGCUGGCAUCGCCUGUGCGGAGAUCCCAGUAAACCAGUGGCCUGAACUCAUUCCCCAACUUGUAGCAAAUGUCACAGACCCCAGCAGCACUGAACACAUGAAGGAGUCCACACUGGAAGCUAUCGGAUACAUCUGCCAGGACAUUGACCCAGAGCAGCUGCAGGACAAUGCGAAUCAGAUCCUAACGGCCAUCAUCCAGGGCAUGAGGAAAGAGGAGCCCAGCAACAAUGUCAAACUGGCAGCUACCAACGCCCUGCUCAAUUCCUUGGAGUUCACCAAAGCAAACUUCGACAAAGAGACCGAGAGACACUUUAUUAUGCAAGUAGUCUGUGAAGCAACACAGUGUCCAGACACGAGAGUCCGAGUAGCUGCCUUACAGAACCUGGUGAAGAUCAUGUCCCUGUAUUAUCAGUACAUGGAGACAUACAUGGGUCCAGCUCUGUUUGCAAUUACAAUCGAAGCGAUGAAGAGUGACAUUGAUGAGGUGGCCUUGCAAGGAAUUGAGUUCUGGUCAAAUGUAUGUGAUGAGGAGAUGGACUUGGCUAUUGAAGCAUCCGAGGCAUCUGAGCAAGGAAGACCCCCAGAGCAUACCAGCAAAUUCUAUGCCAAAGGAGCCCUUCAGUACCUGGUGCCCAUUCUCACACAGACCCUGACUAAACAGGAUGAGAAUGACGACGAUGAUGACUGGAACCCCUGCAAGGCGGCAGGCGUGUGCCUCAUGCUGCUGGCGACCUGCUGCGAGGACGACGUCGUGCCCCACGUGCUGCCCUUCAUCAAGGAGCACAUCAAGCACCCUGACUGGAGGUACCGGGACGCCUCAGUCAUGGCUUUCGGAUCCAUCCUCGAGGGACCGGAGCUCAACCAGCUCAAACCGCUCGUCAUUCAGGCCAUGCCCACGCUGAUCGAGCUGAUGAAGGAUCAGAGCGUGGUGGUCCGGGACACCACUGCCUGGACGGUGGGCCGAAUCUGUGAGCUGCUCCCUGAAGCCGCCAUCAACGAGGUCUACCUGGCUCCACUGCUGCAGUGCCUGAUCGACGGGCUGGGCGCGGAGCCCAGGGUGGCCUCCAACGUGUGCUGGGCUUUUUCCAGCUUGGCAGAAGCUGCGUAUGAGGCUGCUGAUGUGGCUGAUGAUCAGGAGGAGCCAGCCACUUACUGCUUAUCCUCCUCGUUUGAGCUGAUUGUACAGAAACUUUUGGAGACCACAGACAGGCCUGAUGGACAUCAGAACAAUUUGAGGAGUGCGGCGUAUGAAGCCCUGAUGGAGAUUGUGAAGAACAGUGCGAAGGACUGCUACCCAGCUGUACAGAAAACUACUCUGGUCAUCAUGGAGAGGCUGCAGCAAGUGUUGCAGAUGGAGUCUCAUAUUCAAAGCACAUCCGACAGAAUCCAGUUCAACGACUUGCAGUCUCUGCUCUGCGCCACGCUCCAGAACGUUCUGCGCAAGGUGCAGCACCAGGACGCCCUGCAGAUCUCGGACGUGGUGAUGGCGUCUCUGCUGAGAAUGUUCCAGAGCACCGCGGGCUCCGGGGGGGUGCAGGAGGACGCGCUCAUGGCGGUCAGCACUCUCGUCGAAGUGUUGGGCAGUGAUUUCUUGAAAUACAUGGAAGCCUUUAAACCUUUCCUAGGUAUUGGGCUGAAAAAUUAUGCAGAAUAUCAGGUUUGCCUUGCUGCAGUGGGGCUAGUCUGUGAUCUGUGCAGAGCUCUAAUGACAAAUAUCUUGCCGCAUUGUGAUGAGAUCAUGCAACUACUGCUGGAAAACCUGGGGAAUGAGAACGUGCACAGGUCUGUGAAGCCCCAGAUUCUCUCUGCGUUUGGUGACAUUGCCCUGGCCAUCGGUGGAGAGUUCAAGAAGUACCUCGAUAUUGUGCUGGACACUCUCCAGCAGGCCUCCCAAGCACAGGUCGACAAGACGGACUAUGACAUGGUGGAUUAUCUGAAUGAAUUGCGGGAGGGGUGUCUGGAGGCGUACACAGGCAUCAUUCAAGGGCUGAAAGGCGACCAGGAAAAUGUGCAUCCGGAUGUCAUGUUGGUGCAGCCUCGCGUAGAAUUUAUUCUUUCCUUCAUUCACCACAUUGCUGAAGAUGAGGAUCACUCCGAUGGAGUAGUGGCUAAUGCUGCUGGCCUUAUAGGUGAUCUGUGCACAGUGUUUGGUAAAGAUGUCAUGAAGUUAGUGGAGGUGAGGCCUAUGAUUCAUGAACUGCUAACCGAGGGGAGAAGAUCAAAGACGAGCAAAACUAAAACUCUCGCUACAUGGGCUACAAAGGAGCUUCGGAAACUAAAGAAUCAGGCUUGAUUUCAUACCAUUGGAAAAAUGUCUUGAGAGAACAAAAAUCAAAGCUGAAGUGAGGAGUGUGCACGGAUGAGUGUUUGGGAAUGUGAGAGAAUGAGUGAGUGAGGCUUGCAAUCACACCACCUUCUGAAUACUAUUUCAGCAGCAGCCGUCAUAGCCUCGGCAAUGUGUCCACUCACUGAAAUGCUGAAUUCAGUCGAAAAAGUAACUGGACAGCUGCAACCGGCAACAGUUCAAGAACGAAAACGAAAAUCUUCAAAACAAAAAGGUUGACCAAAACUAUAAAUUUAACAGCCAAACUUGGAGUUAAAAAUUUAAGCCGGUCGUACAGAAGCUCUCACUGAAGAAUGGAAAUCCUGGAUUUGAAAAUAUAAAAACUUCAAAGUAGUAAUAAUAAAAAAAUGGAAGAUUUUUUUUUCUAAAUGGAACUUGCUGCUGGAGUUCAAGGAAGCUUAAACAAGAAAAUUGGAUUCCCUAGCCCAGCUUCUGUAACCUUUCUUUAAACCAUUGUGCUGUUUUAUGCAUGAGAAAUCUUGCAAGCUGGUUUGUGAGGGUUCGUUCCAGUUGAGAGAGAGAGUGCGUGUGUGUGAGUGAGGAGGUAUCUACUUUCUUCACAUCAAUAUAAAAUUAAAAAAAUAAAUAUACUUCGCAAAUAAAUAAGUUGGCGAACGCAUUUCAGAAAUGAUUGGGUCCAGUCAACUAAUGGCAGCACAAGAGAAAUUGAAAAACUAAAGUUGCUUUUCUUGUUCUGUAGGAGAACCGCUGACGAAUGUUCAGAGCUUCCUUUUUAAGGUUUAAAGCAAGGUUAAUAACCGGAAAGGAAAACUAUUCUUUCUCUGUCUAGAAAUAUCAAACUGUGAAUUAAAAAGUGUUCUAAUGAUAGCUACAAAAUACAAAAUGCCCUUAAUUAGACAGAUAGCACUUUGGAAAUGACCCCAAUUAAUACAUCGUCAAUCCAAACAAAAGUAAUGUGCCAAAGAAUUUGUUAAACAAUACAAAAAAAAUCAGGUAAUAUUUUGGAUUGUGCUGUAAAAAAAAAAAAAAAAUAGAUCUGAGAAGAAUCUUUCCCUUUUUGGAAAUAGCAUUGGCCUUUCUGUGCUUUUUUUAGUUUUAAAAUUGAUACAUUGUGCUUUUGGUCUCUUACUGCACUAAAAAAAGGAAAGAAUAUUACCGAGCUUGUGAAACGGGAGGCACUUUUUUUUUUUUUUAAGUUCUGUUUUUCCAUUGCCAUUGAAAAAAAAAAAAAAUUAAAUGGUA
Molecule: messenger RNA, 4170 nt
Organism: Acipenser ruthenus (sterlet)
Lineage: Eukaryota; Metazoa; Chordata; Actinopteri; Acipenseriformes; Acipenseridae
Product: importin subunit beta-1
Exons: 22
Coding region: 286-2916 (876 amino acids)
Biological process (GO): protein import into nucleus
Cellular component (GO): cytoplasm; nucleus
Molecular function (GO): nuclear import signal receptor activity; small GTPase binding
Source: RefSeq, a predicted model, not a curated record